CGCUCCCCUCGUCGCGUCGCGAGGAGAGGAGAGGAGAGGCGAGGGGGGGACUGCAACCAAAGCGCCAGAGGCGAUGGGAUGGGGGCAGGCUGCGCGCGAGCCAAGAAGCGAGCGAGGAGGGAUCGACACGAGACAGGACAAGAAGGCCGAAUGCGUGCGGAAUUUGGCCGAAUUGGGCUCGACUCCAUCGAGGCGGCGAGGAAUUGCGCCCUGCGGUCCGCGAGAACUCGUCGUUAGGGAGGGAGAUUCGGUGGCGAGAGCGGAAAUGGUCGAGUGAGGAGGCCGAGAGAGAGAGAGACGAAACGCGAGAGGGUAGCAUCGAUGGUGGCGAGAGCGGAAAUGGUCGAGUGAGGAGGCCGAGAGAGAGAGAGACGAAACGCGAGAGGGUAGCAUCGAUGGAGGAGGCGCGGGCGGGGAGGGGAAUUGGGGUCGCGAGAGAGGUGGAGAGGGUGCGGGUGAGGAGAUGAGCGGGAUUCCUCGAUCGAGCGGGGCUUCCUCUCUGGGAGGAAGUGGCGAUGGUGGUUGUUGUUUGUACUCAUCGAGGCCCGGUGCUGCACUAGGCGAGCUGGUGAUGGGAAAUGGGAGUUUGUACCUUUACCUAGACAAGAAUUCUCUGGAGCAGGGGCGGAGGGAGAGUUUCAUAAUGUGGCAGUACGCUGUGCUGGAGGUGAAUGCUUUGUUGUGGACGCUGUUGAUCGUGGUGACGAUGAUUCUGGUGCGGAGAAUGUUGGGUAUAAUUACUCUAUGGGCUCGUGCUUGGAAGCUGCCCGGACCUCCUCCGCAAUUCUUCAUGCGCCUCUCGCGCUCCUUCGGGAACGAUACGGGUCCUGAUAGUUUCACUGAGUGUUUUGGAGCUUUGCACAAGCAGUAUGGCCCCGUUGUUCGAGUGUGGCUGGGACCGACACAACUCGUCGUGUCGGUCAGAGACCUCAGUAUGGUGAAGGAACUUCUGAUUCAGGCCAAAGAUAGAGUGCCUGCUACAAGGAAGGCCUUCCAGCUUGCAUUUGGCAAAGACAGUCUUUUUUUCUCGUCUUACAGCCAGGCGAAGAGAAGGCGCUCUGUUCUACACCAGGAGUUCUGUGGGUCGCUCCUGAGGAAUGUACAUGCCACCUGCUUGGAUGUCGUUGAUGACCUGAAGAGUUGGGCGUACUUGGGGGGAAAUGGGAAAGAGGUUGAUGCGAAGGUCGUGUCUCAGCAUAUGGCCAUCGCUGUUCUUGGAAUGUCAAUUUUCGGAGAAGGAUUCAAAAGCUGGGGUGCUGCUGAAGAGUUCGAAAAGAUUCUCGUAAAAGUCUCUGAGGAAGCUUGUAUGUGGGCCAGAUUCAGAGUUGCCCCGAUAUGGAACAAAGAGUUUCGCAACUACCAGAAAAUGUGCUCAAGACUGCGGGAUUUGAUGGAGGACCUUAUUACUCUGAGCAGAUCUGUGUCUAGUCAGGGGAGUUUGCGAGGUUGCUAUCUAGAAACUAUAGAUGCCAUGUGGGCGUCCCGAAGCAACAGCAACGACAGAUCUGCAAGUGAGACGGCAGAAGGAAUCUUGAACGAAUUCCUCUCUGAACUUGGCGCUUCUCACCAUAGUCAUCCAGGUCCUGUGAACUCCUUGAAAAAGUUUAAUCCGCAUUUGCUGAGUCUCUUCUGUCAUGCUUGUUUUGCAACCUCCGGUAUCAUAAGCGGCGUUCUUACAAGGUUGGGGCAGCAUCCGGAUGUACAAGCUAAGAUAUACCAAGAAAUUAUCGACAGUUGUGCCAAAGAUGAAUGUCCCAAAGUGGAAGAUUUGAAGAAAAUGCACUAUCUUUGGGCAACGUUACAUGAAUCAGCACGAUUGCUGCCUAUUAGCCCUAUCUUACAGCGGUCAUCACUUGAGAAAGACGUGAAAAUAGGACAAGGUAUGGUACUGCCAGCGGGUGCAAUACUUGUGGUUCCCGUCCAGUUAUUACAAAUGGACAGCAAUUCUUGGGGUCAGGAUGUGGAUACUUUCAACCCCAACCGUUUUUUGAAGCCAAGCAAGGCACGCGUCGAUGAUGCUAGUACAAAUCAAGAAGCUUUGGCAGAAGAGUGCACUAGUGAUUCCGAAGCUUCUGGAUUGCAAGGUCAGUGGGAGGUGGUAAGUCCAAGAGAAUCCAAGGGUACAAGACAGAAGUUGGAGAACCUGAUCUUUGAUGAUCCUGAAGACGAUGCUUCCUUUCUGCUCUUCGGAGCUGGCUCACGAGUAUGUGUCGGGAAAGAUUUUGUGAUGAGAACAAUGGUGACAAUCUUGGCUUGCCUCAUCCAGCAAUUCGAGAUAAAAUUGGCAUCUGAGAGUGACGAAAAUUUGAGGCCCAAGUUAGAAAACUUCGUUUUGCAGCUAUCACCCAGUCCAUCCCUUCUAUUUUUACCGAGGGGAUGAUGUCAGGCCCUCAAAUUCACGUGAGCGGUGUUUCACAGGAGGCUCUACUUCUUGAUCUGAAUAUCGGAGGUCUAUCCAACGUUGUGUUUGACAUUGUCUGCGAUGUUAAGAAAGAGAUUGUGGAGUACUCUUUCGUACCCAAGAAACAGUCGACCAAAGUAUGGGAUCGCAAACGAAAGUGGCAAGUUUAAUGGAUAAGAACUUGAUGCCCUGAGCUAUAGGGACGAAUCGUUGCCAAUAUCCGUCCAUUUCAUCCUAUAUCCCUGUCCAGGUAAAGCUCAUCGAAUGGGCCUCUUGAUCAGAUAUUCUGAUGCAAGGAAUAUCUGCUGUUCAGUAGACUUUCUAUCUGACACAUGUCGGUGGUGAGAGUGAGACUGCGGUUGAAUCUCAAUUCACUCAAGCAGGGCUGUGCUUCACGCGGGUGCUGAUGGACUCGCUGAUCUUUUUUCCUCUAUUUUUUUGGCCCUUCUUGCAAGGGGCAAUGAUUGGCAAUAGAGUUGAACACUAAAAAGAAGUAUGAGAGUAGUGAAACUCCUCUCUAUCUCCUGGUUACAGUUAGCAGUAUCAUCUUCGUCUCGAGCUGUUUUUUCUCCUUCCGGUGAGUCCGUUGAUGGAAUGAAUAUUAGUUGACAGCCCACGUUGUUACUUCAGGCAAGGUCCUGGUUUUAGAUAAGAGGUCGUCAGAGACAAGUCUAUUAUGAAGAUUUAACUUCUUGUAUGUCUGUCCUGAGACCGAGAAUCGUCCAAAAGUUUUGUAAAUACUCAAGUUAGUAUGUAAUGUACAAGGCUUUUUGGUUCCUAGCCUUGUUGCGUUGUAAUUCUUAUCUGAAAUAUAUUAGUGUCAUGAGGAAUGGCUUUCAUU
Molecule: messenger RNA, 3242 nt
Organism: Marchantia polymorpha subsp. ruderalis
Lineage: Eukaryota; Viridiplantae; Streptophyta; Marchantiopsida; Marchantiales; Marchantiaceae
Source: the annotation of a GenBank genome assembly